Fukomys damarensis (Damara mole-rat) is the source of this 4837-nucleotide messenger RNA. It is a transcript of the gene Arhgef37, whose product is annotated as Rho guanine nucleotide exchange factor 37. NCBI's taxonomy places the organism in Eukaryota, Metazoa, Chordata, Mammalia, Rodentia, Bathyergidae. Gene Ontology annotation, molecular function: protein binding; guanyl-nucleotide exchange factor activity. The record is from RefSeq and is a predicted model, not a curated record. The coding region runs from base 12 to 2036 and encodes 674 amino acids. The transcript has 12 exons. Gene Ontology annotation, cellular component: cytoplasm.
CACCUGCAGACAUGGCGCAUGGUGGGGCGGACGAGCCCUCCUCCUCCUCCGGGAGCCUGGAUGGCAAAGGUCAGAGCCUGGAGGACAGAUCCUCGCUCCAGCAGAGUCUGGCCAUCAGGGAGCUCAUUGACACCGAGGUCUCCUAUUUACACAUGCUCCAGCUCUGUGCCUCAGACGUCAGGAGCCGCCUCCGGCAGCUGCCGCAGGGAGAUCUGGAUGUCCUGUUCUGCAACCUCGAUGAGAUCAUCCAGGUGAACAGCAGAUUUCUGCAUGGUCUGCAGGAAACAGCCUCCAAGGAAGAGAAGCAGGUGCACCUAAUUGGUCACUUAUUCCUGGAAUUCCAAGAGGAUUUCGAGCAAGUCUAUAAGGUCUACUGUGCCAACUAUGACCAGGCCCUGCUGCUCUUGGAAGUGUACCGGAAGGAGCCGGAGCUACAGCGGGAGAUCCAGAGCAUCAUUCAGGCCGUGGUGCCACAAGCUGGACCGUCAGGCCUCAGCUUCAUACUGGUAAUUCCUGUGCAGAGGAUUACCAAGUACCCACUGCUGCUGCAGAAAAUCCUGGAGAACACACUCCCCGAUGCCAGCUCCUACCCUGUCCUUCAGAGGGCCACCUCUGCCCUCCAGGACGUGAAUGCCAACAUCAAUGAGUACAAGAUGCGCAAGGAAGUGGCCUCGAAGUACACCAAGGUGGAGCAGCUGACCCUCCGGGAGCGGCUGGCCCGAAUCAGCACUCACACGCUCUCCAAGAAGACCACGCGGCUGAGCCAGAUGCUGAAGCAGGAAGCGGGCCUGGUGCCCAGGACAGAAGACAAGGAAUUUGAUGAUUUAGAGGAGAAAUUCCAGUGGGUGUCUCUGUGUGUGACAGAGCUGAAGAACAAUGUGGCAACUUACUUGGAAAACCUGGAGGCUUUCCUUCACUUCCGGCCUCACGAAUGUGACCUGGACAUCCCCGGGGGCCCAGCGGGGCAGUAUUGCAGCCUGGCCAGAGACCUGUGGCAUGAGGCCUUCCUGGAGUUUAAGCAGAGGCUGAAAAGCCUGGUGUGGCGGCCACUGUGCAGCCUGGCCAAAGCCCUGGUCGGCCCUCAGAACCUGAUCAAGAAGCGUCUAGAUAAACUCCUGGACUUUGAGCGGCUGGAAGAGAAGCUGUUGGAGGUGGGCAGCGUGACUUACGAGGAGGAGGCAGACCGGCACACGUACCAGGCCCUCAACUCCCUGCUGGUGGCUGAGCUCCCGAAGUUUAACCAGCUGGUGGUGCAGUGGCUGGGCCAGAUCCUUCGUACUUUUGCAGCUCUGCAGAGGGACCUUGCAAAGCAAGUGCUGCAGAGGGCAGAGGGCAGCAUAACCCAGCUGCCUCACCACCACAUCUCGGAGCCGGCCUUCCGGAAGCUGGUGGAGGACACACUGGACCGAGGCAGUAGUCAGCUUCACUCCUUUCGCGAGAACUUUGAGAGGGUGCUGCCACCUUCCACCUCACAACCACUCCUUCCAGGCUCUGAGCGCCAGGUGCAGGCUCUUCUGAGCAAGUACGGUCCCGGGAAGCUUUACCAGGUGACGAGCAACAUCAGCAGGGCAGGGACUUUGGACCUGACACUGCCACGGGGCCAGAUCGUGGCCCUGCUUCAAAACAAGGACACCAAAGGCCACAGCAGCCGCUGGCUGGUGGACACUGGAGGACUUCGGGGCUACGUGCCGGCUGGGAAACUGCAGUUGUACCAUUUCGUUCCCAGUGAGGAGCUCAGAGGACAGGCGGAGCCACAGCAGGACUCCCACCAUAUAGCGCCAGCACCUGCCCCUGCCCCAGUGCCCUCUACCCCGGCUGUGACCCAGGUGGUAGCAGCGUACCCGUUUAUGGCCAGGAGCGCACACGAGGUGAGUCUGCAGGCAGGCCAGCCUGUGACCGUCCUGGAGGCCCACGACAAGAAGGGGAACCCAGAGUGGAGCCUGGUGGAAGUGAACGGACGGAGGGGAUAUGUGCCUUCCGGCUUCCUGGCCAGGGCCCCAAGCCCUGCCCCGUGGGGCUGGACUCUACCCUUUUAGGAUGCCCUCCCUGGAGCCCAUGUUGCCAAGGCAUGGAAGGGGCUUGUCGGGAAAUGAACCGAAGAAAGAACAGGAGUAGAAAGGAGAUCGGGCACCUGGAAGGCUGCUGGGAGCCGUGCCAGGGUGUUCGUGGCCCUGAUCAUUCACUAUGUUUGCAUAAGAACCUAGGGUCACAGCUGAUUGGCCAGGACUCACCUGGACUCAGUUGGCCAGGACACUCACCUGGAUACUGUGUGGUUGUGGGGAACGGGCUGGAAGAGUGCAGCACUGUCUGGCCUUACGGUACACUUCUCUGUGCAGAACCUGGACACAGCAAGGUUGACCAGUCAGCUUUUGUUUUUCUGUGCCGGCAGCUGAGUUAUCUUGGACAGUAAACUCCAGGGAGCCUUCUCAGUGGCCGUGGAGAGGUUCCCAGGAGAAUCUUGCCUGGGCCUGGGAGCGGAGUGAUCCAGUCACAGCUCUGGAAUGUGUAGGCAAAUUCCCAGGUGAUUCUCGGCACAGGGGAUUUCGGUGGCAUGUCAGGUGAGGUGUAUAAUACGGCCGGCAGCAGUUGUAGCAUGCAGCCGUUCUCCCUGGAGUAGGAGCAUGCAAAUCAGUGCAGAAACAGAGGAAGUGCAGGCUGCAGGCUGCUGGGUGGGGAGGCAAGGUAAUGGUGUGGUUUCUUGUUUCUGGGGAAAAGAGCUGGGGAGCCCCGUGGUUUCAGCUUGCUUUUUGGGGCCUGGAGGCAGCAGAAGCCUGAGGUCACUUGGCUGUGGCCUUAGACAUAGGACAUUGCUCUAGUUCUCCCCUCCAGGUUGUGUGAGACUGGCAUGAAGCUAAGGGUGCAGAGGCUCCUCAGAAACCACGAAGUGUGAUACCAGGGUCAGUGCCAUCUGUGGUGUCAGGAUGGCCUUGGCCACCAGCCGGCCUGGACUGGCACAUGGAGUAGUCGUGCCGUCACCCCUUGCACCCAUACCCACAGCAGCCAACAUCGUCUGUUAACACGGUGUCCUUUUCUUCAAGCCCAGGCUCUACCCAGGUUCCUUCUCAAUGUGUUCGUUGUGGAUUAACAAUAAGGAUGUGUUGUUAGGGCCGGGGAUUUAGCUCGGUGGUGCCUGCCACCUGCCUCAAAAGUACAAGGACCCAAGUUCAAUCCAAAAAAAAAAAAAAAAAAAGAAAUAAAAAAAGAAAAGGAUGCGUUUUCAGAUGCACUUGUUAAGAGACUAUGCCUCAGGACUGUAACAGAGCGUAUGCUCACAAGCUAGCCAAGCUGUGGCACCACGAGGUGAUAUAAUGUCAUGAACAUCUGGCAGAUGUUCUGUCCGUAGGUGACUGUCAUGCAGCAUGUGACUGCGCAGCACCCGAGGGGCCGAUUUCUUGAACUCUGAAUGAAUCACCCCUUUCUCAAACCUGAAGCCUGAGUCCCCUCACAAACAUGUCCUCUCCCGGGAAGACUGUCCACCCGGGCAGCGUUGGGCUGAGGCACAUGGCAGACUUGUCAGAGAGGGGCAAGGUGAUCCAGCAGGGUCUUUAUGCAGUUUUCACAAGUUUGGAGCCAGCCCGCAUGAGGAUGUGUGUGGAACAGGUGGCAAUGUAGAUUUAUUUCCAAGCGUGUCUCUGUGUUAGCAGUGGAGUGCCGAGCACUGUUAGCCCUGCUAUCUGGAGGGCUCUUGAGAAAUACGUACUUGUCUGUGUCAGACAAUCUGUAAUGUGCUUCCCCUGGGCUUGUUAAAGCAUGAAGACUGCAGAAAGCCAAAGGAACUCAGGCCCCACGAUCCCUUCCUCAGCCCUAAAUUCGCUUCACAAGAUGCUCUUGAUGUAUUUUCCUUUCCUUUCCUGCUCAGAUUUCUGAUAGAAAUAGGGAUCAGAGGAGUAUAUAUCAUAAAGUGUGAUAACCAUUUGUGAGUUACACAGAUUCUUACUGGGAGCCCACUGUGCUGGGACACUGGCUUAGGGCUUCUCAGCAUGGCUGCUCACUGCGUUUACCUGGGAAGCUUUCAACUGUGAUGCAAGCCAGAAGCCCACCCAGAAAAGCUCCUGGGGUGGCCUGGGGUGGCCUGGGCUUUGGUCUUCAGGAAGCUCCCCAGAUGUAUCUAACAGGCAGCCAGGCUGAGGACCUCUGCCCCAGAUAUGCAUGGACAGACAGACCCGGGGUCAGAGACAGAAAAGGGUAAACUAAGACGUGCCCUGGCUCAGCUUUGUACAGGCUAUUUAAACAGGCGGCAUUUGAGGCAGUUUGAAAUAGGACAGCCUGUUCUGUCAAGUCCCAGAAUGUAUAUUUAUUAAGUGCCAUUAAAAGGGACCUGAACAAAAUUGGAUGUUCUCACAGGCAUAAGGGAGAAAAAUGAAAUCUGCGUGGAACCAAGGCUGUCUCUUGAAGGGAAAAUAAAAACGUAUUCAGUAGCACGUGGGUUAUGGUUUCUCAUAGCCCAGGCGAUGAGAUUAAAAGUCAGUGGAGAGUAAGAAAAUGUGCAUUGGGAAGAUGGAGAAUGGCCUGCAUUUUCUCCAGGGGACUCUGUGUAAUGUGCCUUUUACCCCCAGAUGCCUAGAACCAUUGUACUGUACCUCAUUUAUUUCCCUGCUGGGCUGUCACAGGCAAACUGGCUGAGAUACUCGCCCAAGAGCUGAACAAGACUUCCAGGCGGGGAAGACUGGGUCACAAGGGCACCCUUGCCCUCUCUGGCAGAGGGAGGUAUCUUUAAUCCUCUGGAUUCCAACUUAGGUUUGGAUGAGAGGGCAUGAAAGAUGAAUGAAUUAUUUGGUUGAUAUCAUGAGCACCAGCUCAUUGAGUAACCGAUGUAAACUGCUGGGAAUAAAGGACU